AUGCUAAUGCAUCUUGUUGCCAAGAUUGAUGUUAAGGAGGAAACGCCUAUUGACCAUGGAAAAAUAACAUGCUUCAGCAUUUAUUCUGGAACAGAUGCAGAUUUUGGAAGUAAGAAACCUCGCAUCUGGGUGGAUGUUCUUGAUGCUGGUGGUGAGGAUCUUUUGAUUGAAUUUUCUCCAUUCUUUGAAGAUCCAGGCAUAAAAAAGCAAGAAAAGGUGAAAAAAGAUGGAUCUGAAGGCAAAAUGUUCUCUGUUGCUCCUGCUGAAGAGCUACAAAGAAUUGAACGAGAACCAUGGAUUUGUUAUUCUGCUUUAGACGAAUACUGGCAGCCAUUUGGUGAGCUUUUGGUUAGAAUGGAAGCUGAGGGGAUUCUGGUUGAUCGAGCAUAUCUUGCUGAGAUGGAGAAGGUGGCCAAAGCAGAAAAAGAGGUUGCUGCUAGUAGAUUUCGUAAUUGGGCAUCCAAGUACUGCCCUGAUGCAAGUAUAUGA
Molecule: messenger RNA, 489 nt
Organism: Dovyalis caffra
Lineage: Eukaryota; Viridiplantae; Streptophyta; Magnoliopsida; Malpighiales; Salicaceae
Source: the annotation of a GenBank genome assembly